Gymnodraco acuticeps is the source of this 6194-nucleotide messenger RNA. RefSeq names its product ankyrin repeat and IBR domain-containing protein 1-like. The transcript is spliced from 20 exons. Gene Ontology annotation, biological process: ubiquitin-dependent protein catabolic process; protein polyubiquitination; positive regulation of proteasomal ubiquitin-dependent protein catabolic process. Gene Ontology annotation, molecular function: ubiquitin protein ligase activity; zinc ion binding; ubiquitin conjugating enzyme binding. Gene Ontology annotation, cellular component: cytoplasm; ubiquitin ligase complex. Bases 423 to 3710 code for a protein of 1095 amino acids. The record is from RefSeq and is a predicted model, not a curated record. Lineage: Eukaryota; Metazoa; Chordata; Actinopteri; Perciformes; Bathydraconidae.
AUACUGCUUCUCAUAGUCUUUCCAAAGUACUUCGACAGUGUAAAUGGAGGGUGUAAAACUCAAUUAAUAGCCUCAGUGUGCUUAUCGUUCAUAGUUUAAUCUGUCCGGAAAACGAGCCAUUUCCAUCCCCGCCUGUUGGGGCUUGUGCUGGCAAACCCGUAGAAGCCAGCAGAGUCAACGAAGAGUUGACAGGAACAACAUCAUUGCUUCGUGCACACAUUUUUUAUGGAUUACCUCACUAACAAGAAAAGCCUCUGUUCAUUGUGCUAGCGAGUGACAGCUAAUCCACAAAUUAAGGUCUACCACGGCGAGAUGUACCGCCUGUGACGUUCAGUAUGCUGUCCUAUUGGACGUGAACAGGUUGAAGACGACUGAAGAGGCUGCUGCGUCAGUCCCACCUUGAACCCACGGUAGAGGAAGAGAUGGGAAACAUAGCGACAAAGUUCCGUAAGGCUCUCAUCAAUGGGGAUGAGAUGCUGGCCUGCCAUCUGUAUGAGAGCAACCCGCAGUUCAAGGAGGCUCUGGAUCCAAACUCCACAUAUGGAGAGUCCUACCAGCACAACACUCCACUGCACUAUGCUGCCCGGCACGCCAUGACACGCCUACUCAGGUCUUUUCUUGUGGGCAAAGAUGGGAAUCCUAACAAGCGCAACGUGCACAAUGAGACCUCUCUGCACCUUCUUUGCAUGGGGCCCCAGAUCCUGACCUCAGAGGGGGCGCUGCAGCCCCGGAUCUCACGGCCAUACGAAGACCGACAUCGUCGGGCUGAAGCUCUACAAAUCAUCUUGUCAUGGACCGGAGCAAAGCUGGACCAUGGAGAAUACGAGAGGGCUGACGUCAAUGCCACGGACAACAAGAAGUACACCUGCCUGCACUACGCUGCUGCCUCAGGCAUGAAGAUUUGUGUGGAGUUCCUGGUGCAGAGAGAAGCGGAUCUGUUUGCAGAGAACGAAGAGCACGAGACUCCAUGUGACUGUGCAGAGAAGCAGCACCACAAGGAGCUGGCCCUCUGCCUGGAGUCGCAGAUGGUCUUCUCUCUGGCCCCCGAGGCCGAGAGUAUAGAGGCAGAGUACUCAGCCCUUGACCGAAGAGAGCUGUACGAGGGUCUGCGGCCUCAGGACAUGAGGAGGCUGAAGGACAUGCUGAUAGUGGAGACAGCCGACAUGCUGCAGGCCCCUCUCUUCACUGCAGAGGCUCUGCUACGUGCCCAUGAUUGGGACAGAGAGAAGCUCUUAGAGGCCUGGAUGAGCAAUGCUGAGGAAUGCUGUCAGCGCUCAGGUGUCCAGAUGCCCCACCCCCCCCCCAGUGGUUACAACGCAUGGGACACCUUGCCCUCGCCCCGGACGCCCCGCAACACCCGCUCCUCCUCCACCUCCCCCGACCAGAUCAGCCUCAUGCCUGCAGAUCUGGAGUCUUCUCUGUGUGGUAUUUGCUUGUCUUCCAUUACCGUCUUCGAGGAACCUGUUGACAUGUCCUGCGGCCACGAGUUCUGCAGAGCAUGCUGGGAAGGGUUUCUAAAUCUAAAGAUCCAAGAGGGUGAAGCCCACAACAUCUUCUGCCCGGCCUUCGACUGCUACCAGCUAGUGCCUGUGGAAGUCAUUGAGAGUGUGGUUUCCAGGGAGAUGGACAAGCGCUACCUCCAGUUUGACAUCAAGGCGUUUGUGGAGAACAAUCCGGCAAUCCGCUGGUGUCCCGAGGCAGGGUGUGAAAGGGCGGUGAGGCUGAGCACCCAGGGCCCCGGGACCUCCAACUCAGACCCUCUGAGCUUUCCCCUCCUGAGGGCCCCGGCUGUGGAUUGUGGCAAAGGCCAUCUCUUCUGCUGGGAGUGCCAAGGUGAGGCCCAUGAGCCCUGUGACUGUGAGACAUGGAAGCUGUGGCAGCAGAAAGUCAGUGAGAUGAGACCUGUGGAAUUGGCCGGUGUGAGCGAUGCCUACGAAGAUGCAGCCAACUGUUUGUGGUUGCGCUCCAACUCAAAACCCUGCGCCAACUGCAAGUCCCCGAUACAGAAAAACGAGGGGUGCAACCACAUGCAGUGUGCCAAGUGUAAGUAUGACUUCUGCUGGAUCUGUCUGGAGGAGUGGAAAAAGCACAGCUCCUCGACCGGAGGAUACUAUCGCUGCACCCGCUACGAAGUCAUCCAGCAGGUGGAGGAGCAGUCCAAAGAGAUGACUGAAGAGGCGGAGAAUAAGCACAAGAGCUUUCAGGAACUCGACCGAUUUAUGCACUACUACACACGCUUCAAGAACCACGAGCUCAGCUAUCAGCUGGAGCAGCGCCUGUUGAAAACCGCCAAAGAGAAGAUGGAGCAGCUCAGUCGAGCCCUGAGUGGAAGGGAAGGCGGCCCCCCUGACACCACAUUCAUUGAAGAUGCAGUCCUGGAACUACUGAAGACCCGCCGCAUCCUGAAGUGCUCUUAUCCUUAUGGGUUCUUUCUGGAGCCCAAAAGCACAAAGAAGGAGAUUUACGAGCUUAUGCAGACGGACUUGGAGAUGGUGACGGAGGACCUGGCUCAGAAGGUGAACCGACCUUACCUGCGGACCCCGCGCCACAGGAUCAUCCGGGCAGCCUGUCUGGUUCAGCAGAAGCGGCAGGAGUUCCUGGCCUCAGUGGCUCGGGGAGUGGCCCCCAAUGACUCUCCUGAGGCCCCCAGGCGCAGUUUUACCGGCGGAACGUGGGACUGGGAAUAUUUAGGCUUCGCAUCACCUGAGGAGUAUGCAGAGUUCCAGUACAGACGGAGACACAGGCAGAGGAGGAGAGGCGACAUGUCGAGUCUCCGGAGCAACACACCUGACCCCGACGACUCCAGUGACAGCAUCUUAGACUCACAGGUUAGUGGACGCAGACAUCAUCUGAUGGGUCUCGGUUCUUUAGACGACGAUGACCCUAACAUCCUCCUGGCCAUCCAGCUGUCGCUCCAGGACUCAGCGAUGGCAGAGAUCGCAUACAACCAUGACGCACUCGCCAACGAAGCCUCGCUCGGCGCCAUCGGCACCUCUCUGCCCUCCAGGCUGGAGCAGAGUGCUGCAGGUGUGGAGCUGCUGUCCAGAGCUUCUCUCAGCAGCUCCGAGCUGCUGGAGCUGGAAGAUAACUUGGCCCGACUGGGCUCCAUCAGCAGCCAGUUCUCUGCGCAGCACGCUGACAGCCACCUCCGGGCCUACAGGGCCUCGCUGCCCAUCCCAGUGGCUCCAGGUGGCAGCACCUCCUCCACCGGCCUCUUCUCCUCCUCCAGCGACACGUUGGACUCCAACACUUACGGCAGCCACGACCCAUCCUCCUCCUCCGCACUAGCCAAUGCAAACCUGCUGGGUAAUAUUAUGGCGUGGUUCCACGACAUGAAUCCUCAAGGCAUCACCCUGGUCCCCUCCACCUCCUCUGACUCCAACCUCAGCGCACUCCAUGCAGGCGGAGGAGGGGGUCUGCUUGAGGAGGAGAAGAGCGGAUGCAUCCCGCCUGAGAACAGGAAACCUCAGGAAGUGACGGCAGAGGUGGGUUUCUGCUCUCAAAAGGAGGAGAGGGAGGGUGCCGCGGCUCAGAGGCCCACACAGUUAGAUCUGGUGGGGCUGGAAACCACGCCCCCUUCUUACAUGGCCACCCUCAACAAAAGCAGCGAUCAUACAUCACGGGGAACCUCAAGGGUGGACACUCCACAGUGCGACUCUGAGCAGAUGCCCAGCAGCAGCUCCUCUGAGUGGGAGGACCACCUGGUGUGAGGAGGCAGAGAUGGGAAGGGGCUCUUUCGGAAAGGCCAAAAACCACUAAAGUUUGCAAAUGAAGUUGAGUUGUGGAACAUGUACAGUAGCUGUUCAAGUGGAAUGUAUACAGAAUUAAGAAUGUAUCGGUUCACAGGAAAGUGGGGCAAGAAAUUUAGACACUCAAAAGUUGUCUAAACUUGUAAGUGCUAUCCACAGGUUACCCGGUGUAACAGCGGUUACAUUCGAACUACCAGUUAGAGCUGCUUCGAUCCACACUCUAUUCCAGUUGGUGACGUUAUAUCCCAGAGGGUCCACGCAAUUUGGUUGUUUUAGUAUUUAAUUUCAAGAGGAAUUAUUCAAAUGUGUUUAACAGUGGAUCUCCUUGCAGAUACCUCUUUUCAAAGAAAUCCUUCAUUUGUUUUUUUGUCUUCUUUUUGGCCAACAGGCUAGAGGUGCAUGAGCCACCAGCUGGACUGCAGUGUGGAUCUAAACUGAAGCAUGUGCAGCAGACAGGGAGUGCAUGAAGUACACGCCUUUAGGUUGGUAUAACAUUGGUGUGGCAUCGCUUUUCCUGCAGUUACUAUAUUGUCAGACCCCCAACAAGCAGCCCUUGCGAAAAGAAAGCAUUAACUGAAGGAGAAAUUAGAUAACACUUUUCAAGGAUAUUUACUAAAUGUUAGAAGUAUAAAUAACUUGCCGUUUUCUGAAACCACUUAUAGAGGAGAUACGAAAUGUAGAGUCUUUUGCAUAGUGCAGGUAUUUGUAAAAGCCUAAUGUAUGUGUCUAAAUCAUGUCUGAGGGAGGUUUUCACCCUGACAUACUGUACUGGCUGACUGAUGUUAUUCCCACUCACCCUGUGGGGUAAAGCAGGGAGUCUUGCUCCUGUGCACACCUCCCUUUUAGGUGCCAAACACUGACUAGUAAAAGCACCGUUUGCAGUCGCCAAGUGGAUUCUUCUAAACAAAUUGUGCCUGCUUAUUACAAUCUCAACAACUAAACCUAAAUGUGAAAGUCUGGAGCCAUAUUUGUAUUUGAGAUUGUGUGGUAUAUUUCCAAUAUUACCAUGUAAAAGCUGUAAUAGUGUGCCGUGUUAAUCUGUAGUUGAACACCAUUAUAGUUGUGUACUUCAUUAUGUGAAACAUUCACACAAAGCAAUUUACAUUUGUUGGUCGAGUGCUAAAAAACAUUUAGGAAUUGACAAUGGUUGUUCAUCCCAAAGCCUUAUCCCUCACACUCUCUCAAUGAGAAAUGUCUUCAGAAACAGCUGACAGGCCCCGAGGGGUCAUUCUGAAAUCCUUUGUAGCGCGCUCACAUUCGUGUGAGCACUGCAGAGUGCAGCGUGACACGCUGAGCAGACACUGACAAGUCUUGUUUAUAUACUGCAGGAACAGCCCAGUGGAACAGCCCAGUGAGAGAGAUAAUCAGGCAAUCUCAUUCAGACUAUGGUGAAUUAAUUAAUCACGCCCAAGUCCCUGUAAUGACUCUCUGGGUCCUGUUAAAGUGUGAUAUGAGCAGAGCCUUCAUAGGGUAAUGCAUGGAGGGUCCACGAAUGUGUCCUGCACCUGGAACACGAGGAGUCCACCUUCUCUACGCAGAGAGAUACACAGUGCCUUUAAGUCAAUCAACUUUAUUUUCUUUCUUUUUGCACAUGUUUCCAAGUGCUAAUUAUUACACAGUAUGUACAGUGUAGACAAACACCUGUUACCUUAAAGUUAUUUCUCUUACAUACGAGAAACAUGAGAUCUUGAUUCUUUUUCUCAUCUAAUUAUUUGUAGCAUGAGCUUUUUGUUGGUUCUAGUAGUAUGUUAAUGGUAACACUGAUUUGGUAUAAUGUUUCCAAUAUUGCUCCAAAAGAUUUAGAAAAAAGAUGUUGCGCUUGUUUUUGUGCAGCAGGGCUUCUGUUCCUACAUUUUUAAAACAGUUGGUUUUUCUGAGAUGUAGAAACUCAAACGACUACCUGUAUCAUGAUCUUACCCGAAGACACUAAAAUGGAGGAAUGUUGCAAUAUAAAGUAGGUAUUUAUUUGAAAUGAGUGUAAUCCGUGAAAGAAAAUGGAUUGUGAAUAACCAUUGACACAUGGAUCAGUGUUUUAUCUUUAAGAUUGAAUUAUGUUUUUGUACAGACUAAUGUCUGACCGAAGCAGAUCAGCUGUUUUCCCCUAGCAGACGGAUAGAGCCACUAAAUGAGAUCUGAAUGCAGUGAUGAGUGCCAUAUAGUUAGUGAAGGUCUUUCAUUGGACGUGGGUUGAAACAGAGAUACUGCACGUUGGCCUCUGUGCAUGAAGUGGGUACAGGUCUAAUGGAGUUUGUACUUCCUUUCGCCUCUAAUGUGAUUUAUUUUAAAACGGCAUAUAGCAUUUUGUAACUCACUGAGAUUUUUUAUUGUAAAGCAACUAAUCCUUGAAAUGCUAUUUGCACUUUCGUAGUCUAUACUUGAUACAUUCCCUCUUUAUAUGAAACAUGUUUGAUGUGUGAUGCCAAUAAACUUUGUGUUGAGUUUGAA